Molecule: messenger RNA, 2470 nt
Organism: Stomoxys calcitrans (stable fly)
Lineage: Eukaryota; Metazoa; Arthropoda; Insecta; Diptera; Muscidae
Product: 23 kDa integral membrane protein
Exons: 6
Coding region: 744-1406 (220 amino acids)
Cellular component (GO): membrane
Source: RefSeq, a predicted model, not a curated record
UGCUAUUUUGGAAAAGCAAAUUUCAUGAUGGUUCCUCGGUGGACAUGAUGGCUUGGGGGAACCAUGAUGGUCAGUAUGUGGAGGAUGACAAGUUCUUUUUCGAUUGGAUCUUGGCAGCAAACGGAGGUGGAGCCAUCAGUAAAUAUAAAAAAAAUUAAACACAAGUGAAUUAACAAAAGAAUAAACAAAGUGGUGAAAACUAAAGAAAUAAUUAAAAACAAAUGAAAACUUUACAAUGAUUUCAAAUAACUUGAAAAAUAAAAGAAUAAAAGAAAUCGAAAAGCUUAAAGAAAGUAAAGUUGUAAAAAAACCUGUGAAAUAAAAAAGGAAACAUUUAUUAAAGAAGAAAACACUGAAAAGAAAUAAAAAAAAAUCAAAUCAUAUAAUGUAAAGUUUAAAGCUAAAAAAACUUAAGUCUAAAAAAAAGCUAAAGCCAAGACUCCUCCACCUCCACUGCCACACACAUAAAAGACUUCAGCUGCUGCAAUUGGCAUAUCCACAACCCCUGUCGCUACUCCACCGAGGGACCUAGACGCUGUCGCAUACCCCAGUGUCCAUAAGUUAGUGAUUUUUUUGUUCAGCGCGAUAACAAGAAAAAUAGAAAUAAAUUACAAGCGGGCGGAUUUGAUUGUACGAGACAAGCAGAUUGAAAUACUCCCUAUUCCGUCAUAACGACCGUCUUCACUUUGGAAGAACUGAGCAACGAUUGUUGACAUCCAAGAUAUUACAGAAGAACACAAAACAUGGUUUCAACUCCUGCAAUAAAGAAAUGUAUAUAUUUCUUCGAUAUUAUUUGUCUGCUUCUGGCAGCUGUCCUUAUUGGUUUCGGCACAUACAUCCUCUGCACAAACAAUACAAAUGAUGUUGCUUCGAUGGGAGCGUAUGGCUACAUUGCCAUUGGCGUGGCCACAUUUGUGGUAUUUAUAUUUUUAAACUUUGGCGCCAUCCGUGAGAAUGUUGGGUGCACAGUGACGUUUAUGGUGUUAAUGGUUAUUGUCAUUCUUGCUCAAUCUGUCAUUGUCAUCUUCAUGAUAGUUGGUCGUAAUUCUGUUGCCUCCAAUAUAUCGAAUACCCUAGAUGCAACAUGGGAGGAAGAACUCAAAAACGAGGGUGCCAUGUCCAUCUACGAAGAGUGGCUCGUUUGUUGUGGCCGCGCCAGCCCUCAGGAUUACAUUGUCAGUGGACGAUUGCCUCCAUCGACAUGUUUCACCAAUGGUAACCAAAAUGCAGCUGAAGAUCUGAUAGAAACCGGAUGCCGCAUAAAAUUCGAAGACUAUUGGCGCCAUUUGUUGAAUAUCUUCAAUAUCCUUGGAUGUGUUUUAAUUGGACUGGAGGUGCUAGUAUCCGUGUUCGCCCUCCGCUUUUGUAUCAGCAUGGGCAAUGAUCGACGACGUUCAUACUACUAAAGGAAUGCCCUUGCGCGAAGGGUUGUGAUUAUCCCGAAAUCCCCUCUUCUCUGUAGGACUCGCUUUCGAUCAAACGUCGCACAGUGGGAUGAGAUCGAAAAAAACUAGUAAAAAAUCUGCCGUCGGGAACGGGUAGAGAUAAGCCUAAGGGAGAAUGUGCGAAAGUCCAAGCCACGGCUGUCUCUUGACAGGCCCCUAAAUGGCUAAAUCUUCAUUUGUGAUCAGAUAUCCAAAUUUUUUUGCUGGAUAGUGCUCAAAUGUUUCUACAAAAUAGUCCGCUUGAAGUUUAUAAUAUCUGUUCGGGUAACAGCAAAAAUUCGACUUUUAUUUAUUGAUAUUUGGCCAAAGUCGGCUGCGUCUUUUGCGAUGCACAUAGGCCUUUGUGGUCCGAUUUUCAUUUUGAUUUGGAUUGCUGGCAAAAUUUACAACGCCCUUGCACCCCAAAGGGGUGUCCACAACCGACUAUUCUGUAAAAAGUUAUAACAAUUGAUAUGUUUCAAUUUUUUGGAAAAAACAAGUAUUUUCACUGAUUAGUCUUUAUCCUACCCGUUUUCAAACGGCAGAUUUUUGACUAGUUUUUUUCGAUUCCAUCCCACUGUGCGUCACAUUUUUCGUUUAUAUAUAAAACCGAAACUGUUAGUCUUUUGUCUAAUUCGAUGUCAUUCAAGUUUGUCUCUGCCCUACACACUAGAGUUAUAGCAACCAAACGGUAGUGACAAAUUCUUUUGCCGGUUGUAAAGUUAAUAAUAUAAGUAAAUAUAUAUUUACGGCCUUAUUCACAAAACUUAAUGUAGAUUUGUAAUAGGUUUAUUUGACAGAUUCCCCUUACAGAACUGUCAAAUAAACAUAUUUCAAAUCUACAUUAAGUUUUGUGAAUAAGGCUGUUAUUGUUAAAAACGUUAAGUGAAAAGUUAUGUAGAAAGAGACACAAAUUUUUUGAGCAGCUAACCUAACUACACCAAUUUUGGAUGAAAAUUCGUUACAAUUUGUAAAUGUUAUAAAAAUGUAUAUUUUAUUAAACAAGAAAACUAAUAAUAAAAAUAUUUUUUUCUAUUUUGUUAAAA